Messenger RNA from Gadus macrocephalus (Pacific cod), 1647 nucleotides. It is a transcript of the gene prpf18, whose product is annotated as PRP18 pre-mRNA processing factor 18 homolog (yeast). The transcript has 10 exons. Gene Ontology annotation, cellular component: U2-type post-spliceosomal complex; U5 snRNP; U4/U6 x U5 tri-snRNP complex. Bases 119 to 1147 code for a protein of 342 amino acids. Gene Ontology annotation, biological process: generation of catalytic spliceosome for second transesterification step; RNA splicing. Lineage: Eukaryota; Metazoa; Chordata; Actinopteri; Gadiformes; Gadidae. The record is from RefSeq and is a predicted model, not a curated record.
CCGGACUUUAACUUCCGGGGCACUCUAUCGUUCCACACACUGUUGAUUGUAUUCGAAGACAAUAGUAUUCGUUUUUUUGUGUUUUUGAGAUAAAGCGGAAUGCUUUGAGUCUUUUAACAUGGAUCUCCUCAAGGCUGAGAUCGAGAGAAAGAGAAAGUUGGUUGAAGACAAGGAUCUCGUAAAUGAUACCAAGAGGUACUUCAAAAGAGCUGAUCUUGCCCGUAAGGAAGAGGAAGAAUAUUACAAAAGAUGUGGUUAUAAAGUGGCCAGGGUGGAGGAGGCGCCCACCCCCUCGGCCGUCCCGGUGAUGGAACUGGAGCUCACGGAGGAGAAGUUACCGAUGUCACUGUCCCGUCAAGAGGUCAUUCGGCGGAUGAGGGAACGAGGUGAACCAAUCCGUCUCUUCGGAGAGUCUGACUAUGAAGCCUUCCAGAGACUCCGAAAGAUUGAGAUCCUGGCCCCAGAAGUCAAUAAGGGAUUGAGGAACGACCUGAAAGCAGCCAUGGACAAGAUCGAUCAGCAGUACCUGAAUGAGAUUGUCGGGGGGACAGAAGCGGGAGAAGUCGACACUCAGCACGAUCUGAAAGUGCACGAGGAGCACACCACCAUAGAAGAACUAGAGGUUCUUGGUAAAACUCUCGGUACAGGAGAUGAUAGUGGAGACCAAGGUGUCAUUGACAAAGUUCUGAAGUUCCUGCUGGGUGUUUGGGCCAAGGACCUGAACAGUAGAGAAGACCACGUGAAGCGCAGUGUCCAGGGCAAGCUGGCCAGUGCCACCCACUCCCAGACAGAGACCUACCUGAAACCUCUCUUCAGAAAGCUGAGGAAGAAGAACCUGCCCGCUGACAUCAAGGAAUCCAUCACAGACAUCAUCAAAUUCAUGUUGGAAAGGGAGUAUGUCAAGGCCAAUGAUGCGUACCUGCAGAUGGCGAUCGGUAAUGCCCCCUGGCCUAUUGGUGUGACCAUGGUGGGAAUCCACGCUCGUACAGGGCGAGAAAAGAUCUUCUCCAAACACGUGGCCCACGUUCUCAACGACGAGACGCAAAGAAAAUACAUCCAGGGACUGAAGAGGUUAAUAACCAGCUGCCAGAAGUACUUCACCACAGAUCCCUCCAAGUGUGUUGAGUACAACGCUACAAAUCCGUAACCUCCAACAAACCGCCUGUCCAACGUCGGAGGAACUGCUUCGACGUCCGUUCUGCAUCAUAGUCUGAGGAUGGCUGAGCCCCGCUGUACAUAGUCAGAAUACCAGCUCAGUUUGUGAACCCCUCAUUACAAUAAAGCAUCGUAGUCAUCGGCCCCACACGAAGAAGACUAAGUCUCGCCUGCCAAAUUUUGACAGUAGGUCAAAUGUUCAGCACGCCCCUGACUACAUGUAUCUCUUCAGUAAAAUGUUUUGGAAAUGAAACGGGGAACUUGGAAUUCAAAUCAAUAGGUAUCCAAAGGCUUAAGUAUCUAAAGGUUGAUUUCAAAAGAUGCAUUUGCUACGGUCACUGUUUGGGAUCAUUUUGAAUUUUGCUCAAAAUAACUAUACAUUUGCUCACUUAGGCCUGUGCUUCCCUUACCUUUUUGUUUAAAUGUUUUUCCACCAAUACCAAAUUACUUACCUGUUUGUAUCUGAAUAAUAAAGUACUUUUCAAGAAAAUC